AUGGCCUUAUACGAUCCAAAAUCGGAGACAAAGAUUCGCACAGAUGCAUCUUCAUAUGGUUUGGGUCCAAUUUUGAUGCAAAGACAAAGUAAUCAUCAAUGGCAACCAGCCGCGUAUGCUUCUAGAGCAUUGUCACCAACAGAACAAAGAUACGCAUAAAUUGAAAAAGAAGCACUGGGAAUUAUGUGGGGAUGUGAGAAGUUUUCUGAGUACAUUUCUGGCAUGAAGUUUCAUAUAGAAACAGAUUACAAGCCAUUGGUUCGAGUAUUUACGCAGAAGAAUCUCAACGAUAUGUCUCCAAGGAUACAAAGAUUCCUGAUUCCUCUCUUACGAGCAAGGAAAAGAUUUGGUGUGUGCUGACACUUUGUCUCGUUCUCCAUUAAUGGAUAAAGGAGAUGAAGAUAUACUCACUGGAGAGGCAAAUGGAAUUGUUGAUCAAGUAUUGAAAGAGUUACCAUGCACAGAAGAUAGAUUAGAUGAGUUUAGAAUACGUCUCAAGCAAGAUGUAGUAUGUGAACAAGUUAUGAAGUACUGCACUUAUAGAUUGCCAGACAAGAAUCAUGUCAAUGGCGCUAUGAAACCCUAUUGGCAACAUGUAGAUGAUUUAGCGAUUCAAGACAGUCUCCUAUACUCCAUGGAAAAAGAUUAG
This is a messenger RNA of Paramuricea clavata, 649 nucleotides long. The record is from the annotation of a GenBank genome assembly. Lineage: Eukaryota; Metazoa; Cnidaria; Anthozoa; Malacalcyonacea; Plexauridae.